AUGCAGCGUGCAGGAUCUAGCGGGGAGCGCACGCCUCUGGUGCAACCCACCUACAUAUUUGAGUCGAGUCUCACGCGCAGAUAUCACAAGCGCCUGCGCAACUUCCAGUGCGCUGUCUGUAUCAGUUUGAUAGCAAUCCUGAGCAUAGCCCUCCUGGUCACAGUAGGCUACAACUUAAGCGAUGACAUGGGUAUGGACAACAGCACGGAUGACUCUACGCCUAUUCCUCAGACAAACCUGACAGUAACGCCCUUAAAUCUGUCCAGCACUGCUCCAGAACUGCAACCAUUGUUGCAGUUAUCAUGGCCUUUGCAAGGUCGGCAACCAAAAAACUGGUCAAAUCAACCAACACCUGAAGAGAUCAAAACAGCAGUAGAAAGAGGAAAAGCUGAUCUCCAAAAAAGAAUAGAACUGGAAAAGAAACGAGCGCCACUAGCGAAAGAUACUCCUGCCAGCCGAGCGCAGAGAGCAGCUGCUACUUCUAAGGAUGUGAAACCAAUGGCUAAUAAUGCUUAUGCUGCUGAACAGGCCACCAGGCUCCUGGUUAAUGGCACCAACACAACAGGCCUGGAUAGCAUUGGCCGCGGGCCAUUGAUCAACGGCACCCUCCCGGAGCCCCGCUACUGUCAAAGUCCACCACCCUGCCCGCCGUCGAAGUACAGGAGCCAGGAUGGCAGCUGCAACAACCUUAAGAAUCCUUGGAGAUGGGGCGUCUCUCGUACACCGUUCAGAAGGGUGCUACCACCAGAUUACGGUGAUGGCCUAAGCUCUCCUCGUACCGGCGUGGACGGAGCACCUCUACCAAGCGCGAGAGAUGUCAGCGUGACAGUCCACCGCCCGAGCUACGCACACGAUUCUUCCUUCACUGUAAUGCUUGCAGUGUGGGGACAGUUCAUUGACCAUGAUGUCACAGCUACUGCUCUCAGCAAAGGCGAGAAUAGCAGUUCACUAUCCUGUUGUGACACGAACCAACCGCCGCAUCCAGAAUGUUUUCCAGUACCGCUGGACGUCGAAGAUCCUUUCUACGAGGAUUACAACCUGACUUGCAUGGAGUUCGUUCGGUCUGCACCAGCUCCGACGUGCUAUUUUGGACCUCGCGAACAACUAAACCAAGCCACUGCCUUCAUCGACGGAUCUACAGUGUAUGGCUAUGCGAAAAACAGAACGCUCCGACUCCGCACUGGGAAAAAUGGUUUAUUACGAAUGUUGCGCGUUGGAACGAGGGAGCUGUUACCGGCUUCGACAGAUCCCAAUGACGGAUGUAACACUGUUGAAAUGAACGAGAAGGGGCGAUAUUGUUUUGAGACUGGUGACGACCGUGCCAACGAGAACCUCCACCUCACAACAAUGCACCUGAUAUGGGCGCGACAGCACAACCGUAUCGCCACAACGCUCAAGAAGCUUAAUCCCCUAUGGGAUGACGAGGUCACCUACCAGGAAGCCAGGAAGAUCGUGGCUGCGCAAAUGCAGCAUAUCACUUAUGCUGAAUUCCUGCCUUCCGUACUCGGCGCGGAUGUGAUGUGGGCCCUGAAUUUAACCCUCAAGAACGAGAACUACUCUAACGUGUACGACCCUACAGUGGACCCUUCCAUCGCCAACCAUUUCGCUGCCUCGGCCUUCCGAUUUGCUCACACUUUACUUCCAGGCCUGAUGCGCAGCGCUGACCUGGCGAACGGUUCCAUCAACUACAUACAGCUGCACAAAAUGCUGUUCAACCCAUACGCGCUGUACACCGACAAAGGCACCAAACUGUCUGUACGUACUGCUAUGGAGACGCCAGUGCACAGCGUUGAUCCACACGUCACCUCUGAGUUAAGUAAUCAUCUUUUCGAGCAUCCAAUUCCCGCCAACACAUCAUCAGCUUCCACGAAGCCUGCACCUUGCGGCCUGGACUUAGUCUCGCUGAACAUCCAACGCGGGAGGGAUCACGGUUUGCCGCCGUACCCAGCUUGGAGAGAGCUUUGUGGGCUCUCUAGGCCUAAGAACUUUUCUGAUCUUAACAGCAUCUUCGAUGAGCAGUCUAUAAACAGGAUUUGUCAGAUUUACACUCACGUCGACGACAUAGAUCUAUACACAGGAGCCCUGGCCGAAGAUCCCAAAGGAAGACUUCUAGGGCCGACGCUGACCUGCCUAAUUGCUGACCAGUUUCUGAGGCUGAAGAUCGGAGACCGUUUCUGGUACGAAAAUGACGAUCCUGAGGUUGGAUUCACUUUAGAGCAACUAUCGGAAAUCCGCAAAACGACUCUCGCCGGGGUGAUUUGCGCGAACGAGGAACUGCUGGACCAGGCUCAACCCCGAGUCAUGGAGACGGUCAGCGCUAUAAACCCGCUGAUGGACUGCAAGGAGCUACCGCAGCCCACGUGGGGGGCGUGGAAACAGACUGCUAGUAAAGUGCCUAAAACAAAAGCGUAAAGGACAUUUUAAUGAGUAAUUCUUUUUGUACACUAUAUAGUAUCUAUACGUAACCAAGGAAUACCCAAUUCUACUCAUUCCGCAACAAUUAUUGUAAAGUCCUAAACUGAAUCUUGACAAAAAAAUCAAAUUUAAUCAAGUUCAAAACGCUGUCCACGUUUCAUAUCGUCUGGUUUAGCAGGAAUGGAUGUAACUUAAAAUCGUAAUAGAAAUAAUGAUAAAUCAUACCAUAUCAAGACGUAAAUGAUCCCUAACGAGUUCCUAUGCUUUCGCGAUUGCUAGACAUCGGAAAUCAAACUAUUAUUUCGGAUCUAAAAUCGAGUAUGUAGUAUUUGUUUUUUCUUGAUUUGAAUAAUUCCUUUUCGUGAAAGUUAUAAUAUAAGUUACGUAUAUUAUCUAGUCCGACUCGGUUGGGCAGCUUUCGGGAAGCUCCGGGACGUCUUCUCGUCCGCAAUACCGCAGUCCUUGAAGACAAAAGUCUUCGAGCAGUGCGUGUUUCCAGUGAUGACCUACGGCUCUGAGCCGUGGUCACUUGCUAUGGACCUCAUAAAAAAAGCAAAGUCACUCAACGACCUAUGGAGCGAGCAAUGCUUGGUAUUUCUCUACGUGAUCCAAUUAGAAGAACGAAAGUCACCGGCAUAUCUCGAAGGAUUAGCAAGUUGAAGCGA
Hyposmocoma kahamanoa is the source of this 3080-nucleotide messenger RNA. RefSeq names its product peroxidase (gene cd). Bases 1 to 2412 code for a protein of 803 amino acids. The record is from RefSeq and is a predicted model, not a curated record. The transcript has 13 exons. Lineage: Eukaryota; Metazoa; Arthropoda; Insecta; Lepidoptera; Cosmopterigidae. Gene Ontology annotation, biological process: response to oxidative stress. Gene Ontology annotation, molecular function: heme binding; peroxidase activity.